CUCUAGGUAGGCCAUUUGUAGAACAGACCAACAGUCUUCAAAGCAGGCACGGAUCGAGGGGAAAACGCAAUUAAGUCUGGUAAAACUGGUGCAAGGCCUUUCCCUUUUCUAACUAAAAGCUUUUAGAAAAGCAGACUCCACGUUUCUCAGUCUUCUUCUCCCACUACCCUACAACAGUUGCUUACUUACCCAUCUCUCUCUCCCCCCGUGUCUGAGCUGGGGUCUGAAGAAAAAGCUCAUUGAUUCAUUGUAGCUAUGCUGAUAAAUAUGUUCUGAUAUUUCAUCCUGCAUUUCCUUUCCUCUGAACCCUUGAGGACUUUAUGUAUGUGGUGAUACGGAAAUGCAUGUGAAGGCUAAUAGUACUCAGGAUCUCCAUCUAUAGUAGUAAAAACAACUUUACCAAAUGAAGAAAAAUGAAACCCAAGCCAUCAGAAAGGGAAUUAGGCAAUUGAUUGCAUAAAUAUUCCUUCACUUUGAUCAGCAGAACAUACAGGGGGAAAAUGACUAAAGUAACUCCAGAGUUCGUAGGGGCUGGGUUGCCGAUGUACACAUUUAAAUCGGUAUCAGCAGAUGUGAGCUUUGUUUCUAAUCAGUUCCCUAAAUAUAAGCUUGGACCGGAUUUUCAGAUUUUAGAGGAGACAGCAUUGGAAAACAAAGGUCCUCCCCUAAAGGAGGUUGUUGAGGAAGAAACUACUCGUCUAACGGAUCAACACAAGCGUCUCUCUGUACGAGACCUGGCUAGCAAAUUCGACAAGAAUUUGGCAUCUGCUGCUAAAUUGGCCAAUGAGGCUAAACUAAGAGAUGCCCCUUCUCUAGAGGGACACGUCCUUUUGAAGAAGCUAAGAGAUGCACUAGAAACUCUGAAAGGAAGGUUGGCGGGUCAGUACAAAGAGGAUGUUGAGAUAGCUAUUUCUAUGGUGGAAGCCUUAGCUGUACAGUUAACCCAAAAAGAAGGAGAUCUUAUACAAGAGAAGUUUGAAGUGAACAAACUUGUGAGCAUUUUAAAGCAGGCCUCAGAAGAUGCAAAAAGGUUGGUAAAUCAAGAGAGAUCUUUUGCUUGUGCUGAAAUUGAGAGUGCAAGAGCAGUUGUGCAAAGAAUUGGUGAAGCACUUGAAGAACAAGAGAUGGAUUCUCAAGUGUCUGGGAAACAGGAGGAAGUUAAGGAACUAAUGGAAGAGAUUCAAGAAGCUAGAAGAAUCAGGCUCUUGCAUAAGCCCAGCAAGGUGAUGGACAUGGAGCAUGAAGUUCAAGCACUGAGAACUCUUAUUAAAGAGAAAUCAGUGGUUUCUAUUAAGCUCCAACAUGAGUUAGCAAUGAAGAAGAGAAUGGAGCAAAACAAGUCUCAAUUGUAUCAAAUAGUUGGCUCAGAAAGUGUAGGCUCAAUUUUACGGAUCCAGCCAUCCUCAGACAAAGCCGUUGAUCUUUUGAAAUGUUCAAUUCAGUGGUAUCGGUUAUCAUCUGAAUGCAGCAGAAGAGAGCCUAUUUUAGGUGCGGAUAAAUCUGUUUAUGCCCCUGAACCUAUCGAUGUUGGACGCGUUCUAGAAGUUGAUAUCGUCUCAACUCACUCAAAGUCCAUAGUGACCACCAUUGGACAAAUAAAUCAAGUAGCUGGGCUGGAGAAUUAUUUGGAGACACUUCUUCGGAAAUCCAACACGGAAUUCUGUGUGGUUAUUGCCCAGAUGAAUGGAAGGAACUACUCAUCUCGUUCUGUUCAUUCAUUUCAUGUUGGGAAAAUGAGGAUGAAGCUUUCAAGAGGAUGGAUUACAAAAGCUAGAGAUCCUUAUUCCGUUUCCAUGCAGCUUUGCGGAUUCAGAGGGGGAGGGAACUCUGCAGCAAAGUCAUUGUUCUGGCAACCUCGAAAAGGUCAGUCCUUUGUGUUGGUCUUUGAUUCAGAGCGGGAAAGAAAUGGAGCUCUUGUUCUGGCAAGAAGGCAUGCUCUUGAUUGCAAUGUGAACCUUGCCGGGCCUGAUGAUGAUGUAUUGCUGUGAAAUCUAACCGCUGUCUCAUUCAUUUGUUUGUUUUUUCUUUUUUUGGUGGUUUAAAGGAAGUUGGUUGCAUGUGUGGUGAAAGAAAGAUGGUUUGUUACUAAUGACUUUUUGAGUUACAUCCAUGAGGCAUUUGUUUUAUUGUGUGCCCAAUCAAGGGGUUGUAACCAUGUCACUGCUGAUCAUUUAUUCAUUUUUCAAGUGUGUUGUUUUUAUAUUUUUUGUGCUUUGUGUUUGUUACUUUGUUAAUGCCUCGGUGGAUAUUGCAAGUGCACGGAAUGACGUCAUGUAUAAUAAUAAUAAAUAAAUUGAUAACCCCGCAAAUAAUAACAUUGUUUAUUUGGGGACUUAUUUAA
Molecule: messenger RNA, 2341 nt
Organism: Cuscuta europaea
Lineage: Eukaryota; Viridiplantae; Streptophyta; Magnoliopsida; Solanales; Convolvulaceae
Source: the annotation of a GenBank genome assembly